UCAUGAGGAAUUUGAGGUGUGAAUGGUCAUUAACAUAUCUUUUGUUUCCACAGGUGGGAGAGGUCUGAGGUGUGAAUUGGUCAUUACAAUGUGUGACAAGUUUGGUAGGAACAUCCUGUGUUCAGUGUUUUGUCCAUCUGAGUAGCUUGAAAAUGCUUCGCAUGCAUUUUUCAUGAUGAAAAAAGGCUCUGGACAGCAUCGGGAAGUGGAAAAAAUUUUCAGACGCUAAUGUGUAUAAGCCGUUUUGCGUUUGAAACGCUGAUAAAAUCUACUCCUGAACGCAAGUUUUCUUCGU
This is a messenger RNA of Staurois parvus, 295 nucleotides long. NCBI's taxonomy places the organism in Eukaryota, Metazoa, Chordata, Amphibia, Anura, Ranidae. The record is from the annotation of a GenBank genome assembly.